GGUCCAGCACACCAUCACAAGAGCCGCCUAUUUUCACUGGCUUGACACUCCCACACAAUAUGUAUAAAAAGAGAAAUCCGCUGUGAUUUAUUUUAACAAAAGAGCAGUUCAUCAAAGGAACUUCUUGGUCUUAUUAACAGGAUUCUUCUACUUUCCAGAGUGAAAAUGGUGGAUUAUGAAGUGACCAUAUCAACUUCCUUUCUCGACAAUGCCGGCACUUCAGACAAUGUCUUCAUUAAGCUGGUGGGCAGAGACGGGAAGAGCGAACACACGAAACUCGAAGGAGGUUCAUCCUUCGCCAGAGGGGCAGUGUCUCAUUUUACCGUGUCCUGCAAGGACUCCAUUGGAAAGCUGGUCCAGAUACAGCUAAACAAACAGCAUUUCCCAGAGUUUCCAGAAGACUCUAAAUGGUGGCCAACCAAGGUGGUGGUGAAAUCCCCUGAGGGAGACACCUACAAGUUUACCAUCUGCCGCUGGAUCAAUGACUCUGAGGUGUACUGCUUCACAGAGGAAAGAGUUAAUAUAAAGUCUACAGUUGAAUCGGAGGUCAAUGAACGCAAAUGGGGCAAGACCUAUGCGGUGAACGACGACUAUCGCUGGAAUGACUCUGAAGAGGAAAUACCCCACCACCUGAAGGCUAAAAGCUUUGAGGAGCUGCCUCAUUCGGCCAAAUUCUCCUACAUCAAGAACGCCGAGUUUAACUACACGGCACUCACUGGUCUGGGUUCGCUAUUAUUGGAGUUACUCUCUGAUUCCAAGGAGAGCUGGACUGAUAUUGACGAUAUCAAGGGGAUAUUCUGGGGCAAAUACCCUGACAUAUCAGACUACGUCCAGAAACAUUGGAAGGAGGACGCUUUUUUUGGCUACCAGUAUCUAAAUGGUGUCAAUCCCAUGAUGAUCCGGCGUUGUUCGGCUCUGCCCAAGAACUUUCUUGUCACUGACAAAGCGGUCUCCCUCAGCUUGACAGAUGAAAUGAAGAAAGGCAACAUAUUCCUGUGUGACUACAAGAGUUUGGAUGGACUGACACCAAACACCAUCCAUGGGAAGAAGCAGUACUUGAUGGCUCCCCUGGUCCUGCUCCACAAAACACCUGACGAUAAACUGAUGCCGAUUGCUAUUCAGCUGAAACAGACUCCAGCAGCUGACAACCCCAUCUUCUAUCCUACCGAUUCUGAGUACGACUGGUUGACGGCCAAGAUUUUUGUGAGAGGAGCAGAUUUCAACGAGCAUGAACUCAAUGUUCACCUGCUGCGCACUCAUCUGCUGGCUGAAGUCUUUGCAGUGUCACUGCUGCGCAACGUGCCGGAGGGGCAUCCACUGUACAAGCUCCUCGUACAUCACACUCACUACACGCUGCAUAUCAACUACUUGGCUCGAAAUAAACUAAUAUCGGAGGAGGGAAUUAUCGAACAGAUUGCAGCUGCUGGUGGAGAUGCUAUGAAGGAAUUCCUUAAGAGAUCAACGGCCUCACUGACCUACAGCUCCCUCUGCAUACCAGAGGACAUUGCUGAGCGAGGGCUGAAGGAUGUGCCAAACUUCUACUACAGGGAUGAUGGACUCAAGCUCUGGGAUAUCAUCCACAGGUUUGUGCAGGGAAUGCUCAGCUUCCACUACAAGAAUGAUGCUAGGGUCCAGAAAGACAAAUCACUGCAGAAGUGGAUUUCGGACAUUUUUGAACAUGGAUUCCUUUCCCAAGUAGGCACAGGAAUUCCUAAGCGCUUCACCACCGUGGAUGAGUUGGUCAAGUUUGUCACCAUGGUGAUCUUCACUUGCUCAGCACAGCACUCGGCUGUGAAUGCUGGACAGUAUGACUAUGGUGGCUGGAUGCCCAACACUCCCACCACCCUGCAGCUUCCUCCACCAACCGAAAAGGGGAAAACAGACGAGGCCAGGAUGCUGCAGACAUUGCCUGACCAGGGCACGACAGCUAACGGAAUGUCUGCCAUUUGGCUACUUAGCCAGCCAUCCAAAUAUGCCGUCUUUCUUGGUCAGUACGGGAACGACCAUUUCAGUGAGGAGAUUCCCCGCAAGCUGAUGAAGCUUUUUCAACUAGAGCUUCAAGCGUUAAGUGCAAACAUCAAUAGCAGAAACAAGAAUCUGAAGGUCCCAUACACAUACCUGGAUCCUGUUUCUGUGGUAGAAAAUAGUGUGUCCCUUUGAAUGUCAGAAGGUGUGACCUCCUCAGCUGUUGGCCAAAUUCAGCUACAUAUAAACAAAGUGGGAAAGGGAAGUUCUGUUCUGUCUGUAAUUUCUUUACAGCUUAAUUGAAUUAACCGUGGGGAAAAUGUUCUGUUUUAAAUCAUAAUCCACAUCUUAAGUCUUCUUCUUUGUUUGUCAAUGGAUAUACGGGGCAUCUUAUCAAAAUGAAUCACUGUGGGAAAAAUAUUAUUUUGCAUUAUGAUUGUAACACUUUAGAAGUAAACUGUGCCUUUUGACUUAUUGUCAUAAUGAAGUAUAAACACUUGUAGGGACCUAUGUUUUGCUAAAUUUACCAUAUGCAGUGUAAUGUAUCUGUGUGAACUGUGUGAGUCUUUCCCAUUGGUGCUUUUAUACGGCUUGACUCCUCUCCUCGACUCCUCGACUCGUGUCUUAGUCCCGCCCACGGGAGAUGCGAGCGGAGGAGGCGAGGAAAAGACUCGAGGAGAGAGGAAACGAGGAAAUAUGUUUUUAGAGACAUGAGACGUCGUUUCCUCUGAAGCGUCAUGUGAAGCGACGUCCGUUUCUGAUGACAGCAGCCGCUGAUCACAGCUGGAUCAGCUGUCAGUCAGCUUCAACAGCUGUUGAUGUCUGAUGUUGUGCCUUCAGUUUUGGGGAAGUAGCGCCCCCUCCUGGGCCUUUUUAUUUCUCGCUUAUUUUGACAUGCACUUUGACCCGGAACCGGAAGUCGGCAUUUUAGUUUCAGAAUGCAGCCACAUUUUCGCUAAUUAGUCUC
Molecule: messenger RNA, 2932 nt
Organism: Sebastes umbrosus (honeycomb rockfish)
Lineage: Eukaryota; Metazoa; Chordata; Actinopteri; Perciformes; Sebastidae
Product: hydroperoxide isomerase ALOXE3-like
Exons: 15
Coding region: 166-2160 (664 amino acids)
Biological process (GO): lipid oxidation; linoleic acid metabolic process
Molecular function (GO): iron ion binding; oxidoreductase activity, acting on single donors with incorporation of molecular oxygen, incorporation of two atoms of oxygen; protein binding
Source: RefSeq, a predicted model, not a curated record